This is a messenger RNA of Cajanus cajan (pigeon pea), 1032 nucleotides long. It is a transcript of the gene TIP5;1, whose product is annotated as tonoplast intrinsic protein 5;1. Lineage: Eukaryota; Viridiplantae; Streptophyta; Magnoliopsida; Fabales; Fabaceae. Gene Ontology annotation, biological process: transmembrane transport; water transport. Gene Ontology annotation, molecular function: water channel activity. The record is from RefSeq and is a predicted model, not a curated record. Gene Ontology annotation, cellular component: membrane.
UUAGUUAUUAUUUUGAAAUGCAUGUUUGGGAAACAGCAUGUCUUUAUAUGAAGAAUCGUGUCCAACUGCCUAUUUAUGAACGUGCGCACUUGUUCAUUUCAUUUUUGUGUCUCCCUUGUCUCUGCCCAAUGGCUCCAUCUUCUGUCACUGUCACUUCCCGCUUCCAUGAAUCCGUCACCCGAAAUGCACUUCGUUCCUACUUCGCUGAGUUUAUCUCCACUUUCUUCUACGUCUUUCUUGUCGUUGGCUCCGGAAUGUCCUCACGGAAGUUGAUGCCGGAUGCUUCACUGAACCCAACAAGUUUGGUUGUGGUUGCCAUUGCAAGCGCUUUUGCUUUGUCUUGUGUUUUGUACAUCGCAUGGGACAUCUCAGGUGGACACGUCAACCCGGCCGUGACCUUCGCAAUGGCAGUGGGAGGCCACGUUAGUGUUCCAACCGCUCUCUUUUACUGGGCCGCUCAACUUAUAGCCUCUGUCAUGGCUUGCCUUGUUCUAAGGGUCAUUGUUGUUGGAAUGCAUGUUCCAACGUACACGAUUGCAGAAGAGAUGACAGGGUUUGGAGCAUCAGUGUUGGAGGGACUUCUGACAUUUGUUUUGGUGUACACUGUGUAUGCAGCGAGGGACCCUAGGCGUGGUCCAUUGACUUCCAUUGGGACACUUGCGAUUGGCUUAAUGGCUGGGGCAUGUGUCUUAGCCGCAGGUCCAUUCUCUGGAGGAUCAAUGAACCCUGCCUGUGCUUUUGGUUCUGCUGCUAUUGCGGGCAGUUUCAGGAACCAAGCAGUGUAUUGGGUUGGACCCUUGAUUGGUGCCACCGUGGCUGGCCUUCUUUAUGACAAUGUGCUGUUCCGUUCUUACCCUGCAGAUUCAACUAGAGGGGAAGGAAUUGGGGUGUAAACUACUCUAGUAAUGUUUUGUUUGUUGUGUAAGAAUUUGUAGUGUUGAACAUUUUAUGUUUCUUAACUCUGUUGCGCUGGUAAAUAUUUCCUAACAACUUGUAGUGACUGAAAAUUUAGUAUGUGAUGUUAGAAGUGUU